Messenger RNA from Venturia canescens, 1753 nucleotides. RefSeq names its product RING finger protein 212B-like. The record is from RefSeq and is a predicted model, not a curated record. NCBI's taxonomy places the organism in Eukaryota, Metazoa, Arthropoda, Insecta, Hymenoptera, Ichneumonidae. Bases 214 to 1335 code for a protein of 373 amino acids. The transcript has 4 exons.
CCGCGCGUAGAUUGCGGUAGAUCAAAUUUUACUCGAAAAACGGACAACCGCCGGCGGCUUGUUUAUAAUAAUAAAAUUGACUUGUCCUUGAACAAGAACCGCCCCCGCUGCUGCGACGGUGGAGAGCACGUAUCACAAACACAGAGAAAAAAUACUAAUUCAAGCCCUUCGUAAAGGUGCCAUCGAUAGGGAGUCAAGUGUAAAGACGAAAAGAUGGAAUGGCUCAGAUGUAACAAGUGUUAUAAAAGUUUACUCAAAUCGAGUAAUAACUUCAUUAUGACUCUUUGCGGUCACAUAUUUUGUGAUUCCUGUUUAUCCAAAGCCCCUGAUUCAAGAUGCUACGAGUGUGGAACGCUUGUUUCUCGCUCGCUACCAUUGACGAAUCCCCCUAAAUUGGAGACAAUCAUCAAUUAUUUUUCAUCGGCUACACAUGUCCUGCAGCACACGGCCAAAGCGGUGAAGUUCCACGACGAACAGUUGGCCAUUAGCCUCCGUGGUUUUGACAUACUGGAAAAAAAAUACGAGUUGGCAAAAAAAUAUUAUGAAGAAUCAAGAAACGCAGUGAGACACGAGCAGCGACAGUAUCAAACCAAAGUGGACCUCAUUAAAAAAAUGACCGCCGCCGUGCAACCUUACAGAGCGCUGUUGAGCCAACGACGCAUUGUCUCGACUCCGUCAGUCAAUCCGCAUCAAGCAGUUUUUGAGACACCACCGAUUUCCGGGAGUAGUUCCAACAGUAGCUGGAGACAAGGCAAGCGUCAUCGCGACUUUACAUCGCCGGUUGAAUCGAAUAUAGAACGACGCCAAAUCUUCCCUGGAUCCCGACCCAUCCCGACUAGACCCGGAUAUCCGCCAAUUUCUGCAAGCAGUUCCAGCAGCGGCUGCAGCCGAAGCAACCAGAGUUUCGAUAAUACACCGGUGGCCCAACGCAAUGCAGAACGACGGCAACACCUCGACGGAUCCCGAUCGACGAGGACGAAUUUAAAACUGUCUUCAGAACUAUCUCGAUAUUCGUGGGUCUUUGUCCGUUCUAUAUCCUCAAAAAUUUUGCAAAAGCGAUUAUAUUUAAUUGAUAAAAAACUGCAAUCGUAUUUGACCAGCUCCAACUACAGCAGAGGUGGUUGCCCCGAGCCGAGAUCAGAACGUUCGAACAUGCUUCGCCCUUCGAAAUCGACUAUGGAGCCCGUGGAUCCAAAGCACUUCGAGUCGCCGAUGAUCGUUUCUCAGAGCGAAUUCGUUGUUCCGAGCAUUAAAAGAGUCCCGAAGUCGGCCAUGUCCUACAAAAGAAAAAACUCGAUGAAAGAACUUCCGAGACUCAGCGCACCGAGAUUCUGACACGAUCCUCCGAUCUUCUCUUUUGUUGAAAGGCCAUCGAUUUUCGUUUAAUUGUAACGAUAAAAAAAAAUCAUUAAUAUAGUCACUAAUUUCAAUAUAUUACAAAACAUUAUUUAUUAAACGUGUAACGAUUAUUAAUAACGUUGACAUUGACGCUGUAGCGCCGAAAACUGAUUAUUUUCUUUUUGUUUUUUUCAACAAUGUUUUUCCAUACGUAUUAAUUAUUUGUUUUUUCCCCGAUGAGCCUCAAAUUGCUCUCGCGUUGGGCGCGGCGCCACGAAUAUUUCGAUACAAGUGGCAGUGGUUUUGUAAUUUCGAGUACACCCCUCCAAAGGCCACCUCCGCGACGCCCAAUAAUGCUUAUUACGAAAUGUGUACUCUAAACCACAAAAUAAAUAAAUAAAAACCAUUACACGCU